CGAAAACCAAAUUUUCAAAUUCAAUACCUUGUGAGUUGUGAUGUCGCAUCGUAUAGUACAGCGGACGCCUCGAGAACCUUCUCAAGCCGUCGGAACUGUAACUCAGUAUUAUCCUGGCGCCGAUGAGUCUCCGAUCAGUUCAAUCCCGCAGUAAAAGGAAGUCGAUUGGAGUAUACGAUUUCACCGAAGAGGAAGAACGUGUUGAAGAGAUGUCGAAGAAACUCCUUCGGAAAUACGAUUCCCCUGUCACUACUAAAACCUCCUCCGCCGUCGAUAAGUAUGACUUCCUUCGAUGCUUUGCGAAGAACACCCAAAUCGAGAGUAAAGAAAUGGACUGCGUAGUUAUUGAUGUUGAAGUACCAGCAAAAGAAGAACAUUCAAGGUGUGAACUCAGCGGAGAUGCAACUGGUGAUCUGAUUGAUUUAAUCUCCAAUGGUUCCCAUGGAAGGAUUGGAAUUGAUUCAUCAACUUCAUCAUCUCUCUCAGAAAAUGAUGAAGCCUCAACUGAAGAAGCCACAAAUCCUGCUUCUGAUCCGCUUGAAGUUGAUCUCGAGAUUGCACAAGUUCUUAUUAACCCUGAUGUUAUUAUAUAUGGAGAUAUAUACUGUACAAACUCGAAGUUAACAUUUUCACGUAGCUGUAUGAAUGUUGAAAGUUCAUCAGUAAAUGCCACUAAAGGGACCUUUAGUUGUCAGUGGAGAAUAGAAGAUAUCAUCAAAAUUGAGUCUCAGUGGUGUUUGGAGGUUGAGACUGCUUUUGUCAACGUCCUUCUGAAGUCCAGGGAGCCAGAAGCAGUUUACUCUGCGGAAGAGAUUUCAGGAAUUGAUCUCCUAAAAUUUUCCGUUUAUGACCCUAAAUGGUAUGAAGAAGUAGAAACCAUCAAAUCCUUGGACUCGAGAUACAAGGAUAUUUGGUUUGACACCAUAACGGAAAGCGAGGAAAGCGCUUGUACUGGACAUAAUUUGGGAACUUCACUCACUAAUCUCGCUGAUUCAUUUGAAGAUCUAAUCUACCCUCAAGGAGAGCCAGAUUCUGUAGUAGUUAGGAAGCAAGACAUUGAGCUUCUGAAGCCAAGACGUUUCAUCAACGAUACAAUCAUUGAUUUUUAUAUCAAGUACCUUAAGAAUCGAAUUCCGCCGCAGGAACGAGGCAGAUUCCACUUCUUCAACUGUUUCUUUUUCCGUAAGCUGGCUAAUUUAGACAAAGGUUCACCUAGCACGUUUGGAGGAAGGGAAGCAUACCAACGUGUUCAGAAGUGGACUAAGAAUGUGGAUAUUUUUGAAAAAGAUUAUAUAUUUAUUCCUAUAAACUUCAGUUUUCACUGGAGUCUGAUUAUUAUCUGUCAUCCCGGUGAAUUGGUUCCUUCUCAUGUCGAAAACCCACAAAGGGUUCCCUGUAUCUUGCAUCUAGACUCAAUUAAAGGAAGCCACAAAGGUGGUCUCAUAAAUAUUUUUCCGAGUUACCUACGUGAAGAGUGGAAAGCGAGGCAUGGAAACACAACUAUUAUGGUUCAGAUAUGCAGUCCAUCUCACUUGAGCUCCCUCAGCAAGAGAAUUCGUUUGACUGUGGCCUCUUUUUGCUCCACUAUUUGGACCUUUUUGUGGCUCAAGCUCCUGCUAAGUUCAAUCCAUCCCUUAUCACAAGAUCAGCAAAAUUUCUAACUAGGAAUUGGUUUCCUGCGAAGGAAGCUUCACUUAAGCGUAGAUACAUCUUAGAAUUGCUUUACAAUCUCCACAAAGGUCAUGAUCCAAGUAUUCUUCCAGCUAGUUCCAAAAGUGAACCGCCUCAUUAUGGAGUUUCCAACAAGAAUGAUCAAGCAAAUGAAAGCAAAAAUGUGAUUGAGAGCUGUAACUGGAGGAAACCGUUUGAUGAUUCAUCAUCAAGCGUUACAGACAUUCCCCAAACAAAGACUUGCUCGCCAGUUCUGAUUCUUAGCAAAGAAACUUUUUGCACAGGAGGUUAUGACCCUCAGUCUUCUAAGCUCCGAAAGGUCUUUAUGUCGCCUAUAGUGGUAAAAUUGCCUUUUCUAUAUCUUCAGUUUAGAUUCCACUGCUA
This is a messenger RNA of Camelina sativa (false flax), 2055 nucleotides long. Lineage: Eukaryota; Viridiplantae; Streptophyta; Magnoliopsida; Brassicales; Brassicaceae. The record is from RefSeq and is a predicted model, not a curated record.